GUUUCUCUUUCUUCAGCGUUUUCUUUUAGCCAAUGAAGAAGAGAACAAGUGAACUAUAUCUCUGCAAUAUCAAUCUCCACUUCCACACUCUGCAACGCGCACACAUUGUUGAAACUUGAAACUCCAAUACUACUUCCUAUUCCUCUUCCUCAACGCACUUUUAAUUUCUCCACUCUGACACACACAAAGUUCAAAUAAUAAUAAUAAUUAAAAAAAAAAACAGAAAAAGAAAGGCUCAAUGACUGGCGCUAGAUGCUUCAGCUUCACGGCUUUCCAGGACCGCUGCUUCCGGCGAUCAUUCUCUGCGGCAGGGCUGAAAUCGGCGACCACCGACCUCGGCGACGGCGGCACAGUGAUGCACUGCUGGGUGCCGAAGAGCAUGGCAGCUUCGAAGCCUUUCCUGGUGUUGAUCCACGGCAUCGGCGCCAAUGCAAUGUGGCAGUGGAACGACUUCGUUUCGUCUCUGACGUCUCGAUUCAAUGUCUUCGUCCCUGACCUCGUCUUCUUUGGUGACUCCUACACCACCAAACCCGAGAGAUCCGAGUCCUUCCAAGCCAGGUGCGUGAUGGCAAUGCUGGAGGCUCAUGGUGUUCACAGCAGAGUGAACAUUGUUGGGUUGAGCUAUGGCGGAUUUGUGGCGUAUAGCAUGGCAGCGCAGUUUCCGGAGAGUGUAGACAGGCUGGUGUUAUGCUGUGCUGGUGUGUGCUUGGAGGAAAAGGACAUGGAUGAAGGGAUGUUCAAGGUGAGGACUGUGGAUGAAGCCGUGAACCUCUUGCUGCCGCAGACGCCGGAGAAGAUUAGGGAGCUGGUGAAGCUUACUUUUGUGAAGCCUAUCAAGGUUUUGCCUAGUUGCUUCCUCAAUGAUUUCAUUGAUGUGAUGUGUACUGAAUGCCGCCAAGAGAGGAAAGAACUAAUCCAAGCAUUGCAUAAGGAUAGAAAUAUGUCUAAUCUUCCUAAAAUCUCCAAGCCCACACAAAUUAUCUGGGGGGAGCAAGACCAGAUAUUCCCAUUGGAAUUAGCUCACAGACUCAAACGGCAUAUCGGAGAGAAAGCGAAUCUGGUGGUACUUAAGAAUGCAGGGCAUGCAAUCAAUGUGGAGAAGCCCAAGGAAAUGUACAAAAACAUAAAGUCCUUCCUCAUUGAUCCCCUGACUCCACCAUCUAAUCAAGAAAACCACAGCAAUGGUCAUAAAGUGGACUAGAAACUAGAAGGAGAGUUUGACCCCUGGCCUAAGAAAGAGACCUUUCAACGUUGUAGAUAUUUUUGUCUUACUAUUUCUGCGCCAAUCUAAUCUGUGCGGAUCAUUCACUAUGAAUAUGUAGGUUCAGGAUUAUAUAUAUGGACAAUCAGAUUCCAUGGAUAUAUAUGAAUGACUUAUGGCCAUAUGAUAUCAUGGGUCAAUUAUGUAUCUGCCCAUCAUGCUUCACCUACAACACAAUAUUUAUUGAAAUGUUUUCCCUUUCA
Molecule: messenger RNA, 1464 nt
Organism: Arachis stenosperma
Lineage: Eukaryota; Viridiplantae; Streptophyta; Magnoliopsida; Fabales; Fabaceae
Exons: 5
Coding region: 239-1201 (320 amino acids)
Molecular function (GO): catalytic activity
Source: RefSeq, a predicted model, not a curated record